Molecule: messenger RNA, 1801 nt
Organism: Linum tenue
Lineage: Eukaryota; Viridiplantae; Streptophyta; Magnoliopsida; Malpighiales; Linaceae
Source: the annotation of a GenBank genome assembly
CUAAUCACCAUGCGCCGCUUCCAAUGCUUCACCACUUCGACUUCUUUCUUCCUGUCUUGAUCAUUCUCACAAAAAGUUUCUGCUUUCGAUGAUGGGUGGUUUCAUUCUUCGUUUACCCUCUUUUGCUGAAAUGGGUUGUGCUCUAUUUGGUCGACUUCCUUCACGAUUGGGAAAUAUGCCCAUCUCUGUUUUCCCUUACAUAAACGAGGAUUGCUUCUGUUCUACUGUUUGGGGUCUGUUUUAAGCUAUGGUGAGAAGUGAAGAAUUGAACCAGUGUUUCGAGAAGCUGAUGAUGACAGGAGGUGGAACCGACAGUGCAAUCAACAUCAGUAAGAAGAUGGGAAGAGCGGCCAUCACUGAGUGGAAGGAUAUUCCAAUGGAGCUUCUCUUGAGGAUUGUGUCUCUUGUUGAUGAUCAUCGCACCAUCAUAAUGGCCUCCCAAGUUUGUAUUGGCUGGAGGGAAGCUAUUUCCUUGGGCCUUACUCAUUUAUGCCUCUCUUGGUGCAAGAACAAUAUGAGCAACCUGGUUAUAUCUCUUGCGCCCAAGUUGCAGAAUCUGCAGAGUUUGGUGCUACGCCAAGAUAAGCCGCAACUGGAAGACAUCGCGGUAGAGACAAUCGCUAGACACUGCCAUGACUUGCAAGACUUGGACCUUAGCAAGAGCUUUAAGCUAACUGAUCGCUCUCUGUAUGCCCUGGCUCAUGGUUGCCCCAACCUGGUCAAACUCAAUAUCAGUGGUUGUACAUCGUUUAGCGAUCAUGGUAUUGAGUAUCUCACUGGAUUCUGCCGUAAGCUGAAGAUUCUGAAUCUUUGUGGCUGUGUUGGAGCAGCAACUGACCUUGCCUUGCAGGCUAUUGGACGCAAUUGUAAUCAACUGCAAUCGUUGAAUCUCGGGUGGUGCGAGAACGUGGGGGACGUUGGGGUGAUGAGUUUAGCAUAUGGAUGUCCUGAUCUUCGAACGCUGGACUUGUGCGGCUGUGUGUGUAUAACAGGUAUAAUACAUCAGAUACCAUUCAUUUUGGACUCCAAUUACCUCAAUAGAAGAAGCUUAAUGUGACUUUCAUUUCCUGUUGCAUCUGUUGAGUUCUUCUACUGACUAGACCUCCUUACUUUAUUCUAGACGACAGUGUGAUUGCACUGGCGAACAGGUGUCCGCACCUCACAUCCCUUGGCCUGUACUACUGCAAAAACAUCACCGAUCGAGCAAUGUACUCUCUGGUUCAUAGCCAGGGGAAGAAGAAGAAGCCGCCCACAUCUAUGUGGGAGAGCAUAAAAGCCAGGAAAGGGGAAGAAGGGUUGAAGAGCCUGAACAUCAGUCAAUGCACGGCGCUGACACCUUCUGCUGUUCAAGCACUGUGUGACUGCUUCCCUGCGCUUCAUACUUGCUCCGGAAGGCAUUCUCUCGUCAUGAGUGGUUGUUUGAACUUAACUUCAGUGCAUUGUGCUUGCGCUGUGCAGGCACACCGCAAUCUGCCCUAUAUCCCUCAUCACCAUGCUCAUUGAAGCUCAAAAAAGUUCAGGGAAGUGUGCUUUUGCAGCACACGGAGAGCCAAGCCUAGGUUUAAGUUUAUGCAUUGCUUGUGGUACAAGCUAAGUCUGUGUAGCUGCAGAUAGACAAAGGUUUGUUGUUGUAUAACACUGUGAUGUUAAGAAUGUGACGGGCUUUUGCUAUCGACUAUUCGACUCUGGUUUUUUAAAGAACCAUGUAUUUCUGAAUGCCGAUGCUUUACAGGGGUCAUAAGUUCAUGCUCUGUACUACAUUCGCGAAACUCAGGAAGAAGCGUACACCCGCAUCGACAGA